Diorhabda carinulata is the source of this 6315-nucleotide messenger RNA. RefSeq lists its product as uncharacterized. Bases 224 to 6313 code for a protein of 2029 amino acids. Lineage: Eukaryota; Metazoa; Arthropoda; Insecta; Coleoptera; Chrysomelidae. The transcript has 10 exons. The record is from RefSeq and is a predicted model, not a curated record.
GUAAUUGAAUUAUCUAUGAAAAUAUAGUCAUACUUAUUGACAUGUUAUUAGAUGUCAUUUGAAAAAGAAAACCCAAGAAAUUCAAAAAAUUAUUUGUUCAAGCCAAUAUUUCAAAUUCCUUGUCUUAACAGAUGUAAAUCUUUAAGAUAGUGGAACAUAAAGUAAUUGAUAUCGGUCCUAAAUUCUAAUAGUUGCUAAUAUUCUAAGAACAGCAUUCUGUGAUAUGAUGGAAUCGGGUGAUUAUAAAAGGAGACAUCGAAAAGAUGAAAAAGAUUACAGAAGGGAUAGGAAUAAGAAGCGACAUCACAGGCAUAAAGACAGGGAAGGAAAAGUUGAUAAUUCUCCAUAUAAUGAAAAAGGAGCAAUAAAUGAUGAUGAUUAUCAUCAUCGGAAAAAGAAUAGGGUCGAAAAUAGUCGUCAUAAACACAAAGAUAAUGAUCAAAUACACCCGAAUGAGAAAAAGGAUUACAAACUUCGUAAAGAAUCCAGAGAAAAUUCUUCGGUUGAUCAAAGAUAUUUAGAGAAAUCAAACAAAAGCAAUAAAACGGAUUAUGUUCGAUCGAUAAACAAUAUUUAUUACACGUCUCGAGGACAAUCGUCUUUGCGUAAAUAUAAAACAUUUCAUUUAGGUCAAACGGGACACGCCUCGCGUUCAACCGACAUCGGAGAACAAAAAGAACUAACAUCAAAACGGAGAACACGAAGUGAAAAAAAAUCUAAGGAAAAUAAAGUAUCACAAAUAUGGUAUUGCCAAAUAGAUACGACAGUUCCGUUUAAACAAUACGAAAGAAGCGAAGAACGCCCCGAAACUGUCCCAAAGAAGAAUGACAAAACAACUCGCAUCAAACGACGUCCUAAAUCUUCUCCAGUGAAAAAAGUGGAUAGUGAAUUUUAUUUGUGUCCGUCUUUCUCAGAAUUAAGAAAAUCGCAUCAUCUAAGAAAAGAAGAAAAACACGAAAAUGUGCUAGCCAUAAGCAAGCAAGACAUAAGUAAGAAGAUAGAAGAAGAAUAUACUAAAAAGAUAGAGAAUAACUUAAAAACGUAUCUGAGUAAAAUUGAAAGAAUGAUUGAUAAAAAACUUAAUGAUUAUUUGCAAAUAAAGAACACUAAACUAAGAGAAGCCAUAGAUGAUAAUAUGAAAUUUAUAGAAAGAGAAAGGAAUAAGAAUCAAAACGAAAGCAAUGAUGUAGAAAAACGAUCCAAAAUAGGAAAAAUAAGUAACAAAUAUAUUCUUCCUUGUGAGGAAAUUAGCGAACGGAGACGUUGCCAUUCAUUAACCAAAGCACAUCGAAUAUCUGGAUUAAAAGUUACCGGGAAAUCACAUCAACCUGUUCCCGACAUUAUUCCCAUUGAGGAAAGACACGACUACAUCAGACAUCAAGACGAACUUCGAACAAUCAAGAAAGAAUCUCGCCAUCGUGCCAAAGAAAAACGUAUGGAUAGGAGCCCUAUGUAUCACGAGAAAAAAGAUAAACAUUACGAUUAUAGUGAACUUAAUUUCGAAAAGGGUUAUCUAAGAGGAGAUAUCCGGACGAACGAAGAUAAAGUCAAGAGAAUUAAAAAAAGUAAAGUCAAAACGCAAAAUUUUGAAAUGCUCGAUCACUCUACAGGAAUAGGUUUGACGACGCCAUCCAUAGACAAACACUUAAAUGAAAAUGGAAGACUUACAAACAAAUGCAUGAAACAAGAAAUUAUUUCACCAUAUGAACCAGACCAUUCGUGGAUGGUAGUGUCCGAAGAUCAUAGGAUGGAGAAAAGAAACGCCAAACUUCAACGUAAUACAAAUCCACCGAAACAAAGUCCUAAUCGAGACCCAUCCACUUCGAUUGUGUAUUUCAAACCCACAUUUUCCAAGAAAAAUAUUCCAAGUUUUUCUGUUUAUGAAAAAGAUUCGAGCAAUUCUGAUUUUUUUACUAGACGAACGAAUGAUAAUAAAGCGGAAGAACAUUUUCUUUCCCAUCAGAGAUUUUCACGUGAAUUCGGUGACGUUUCACAUAAAAAAAAUAAUUUCAUAGUAGAAGGAAUCGAACCAGCAAAACGAUUGGUUCCUUCUUCGACGAAAUCUUCUAAGAAGAAGCACCCCAGGAAUCUAGAAUGUAAGACUGUAUCGGUAAUAACGAUUCCUUCACAAGAUCAAGGGAAAAAGUAUUUCUCUUUAGGCAAUACAAAAGGAGAUACAACAGAAAACUCGAAUAAGAUGAAACGUCUUAAACUCUAUUAUCAAUACUCUUUGGAUAGUAACAAAUGUUCCGGUACUACUUUUUCUGAAGAAAAGAGCGUCGUCAGUGAGAGCGUCAAAAUAUUCUCAGAUUAUUCUGAUCAGAACACAACAACUAGCAACUGUCAAAAAGACGCAGUUAACUGUUUUGAAAAUCUACUCCAGUCUAACUUUGAAAAUCACCUGAACGAAAGUGGUGAUACGACAAUGAAGCAACCUUUCAUUCGACCAAUUAUAAAUAAUAUACGAGGGAAUUACAAUAAAACUGAUAUACACGUUAAAAGCGAAGUACGCUUGCAAUCAAAAACCGAUACGCACGAGUCUAAUAUCGGAAAAGAUGGACAAGCUCCAAAUAAAGAAGAACAAGAUAAAAAAACGGGAAAAUUGCAAGAAGGAACGGCUAUAUUUAACGUUGAAAUAUUAAAAUCUGCGUUACAAGCGCACAAAGAUAUCGAUGGAUGCGAAAGUCCCAACAACCAGAUUUUAAAAUGCAUAGAAAAUAUGUACUAUCUGUUUGUAUCGACACUUCCCCAACAUUAUCUAAUAGGUGAAAAUACUGAUGAUCAAAAAGAAACCAAAAACGAUUCGCUCGAUAAACAGAUUAAAGGUGAAAAUGUAGGUGAUCAAAAGGUAUCCAAAAACGAUUCGCUUGAUAAACAGAUUAAAGAUGAAAAUACAAGUGAUCGAAAGGAAUCCAAAAACAAUUCGAUCGAUAAACAUAAUAUAGUUGAGAAAGAAGACGUUCUUGAGCAGAGCAAGAAGGCCACGCCACCUGAACAAGAUGGAGGACCGGAAAUGAGAAAUGUGGACACAUCUUACCAUGAAUUUGCAGAUGAACAAGUUUCCAAAGUCGAUCAAAUCACAUCGUACCACGUGACCUGCGAGGAAGCUUCCUCUAAGUGUCAAUUACCCGAGAAGGAACAUAUUGUAAAGACAACUGACCAGGUCACGUCAUACCAUGAACUGUUCGAACAGUUUAAUAAAGAAAUAAACACAAGCAAAGAACAAUUAGUCGAUCAAAUGUCAUCUUACCACGAAGUUGUAGAUAAAGCAGCUGGAAAAGAUUUUAAAUCAAUGGAAAUAAUGGCUGUAUUGGACGCUGUGAAUUACGCAAUUAGUAAAUCUGUUACUGCAAUUACAAAAGAUGUUGAAGAUCUUGGUAAAAAGAAACAACUAGAAUUAGAAGCUACUGAAGGAGAAAUUAUAAAAAUAUUCGAUACUGAAAAGCAUAGUGUAGAUGUUCAAACCGUUGAGGAAGAAGAUAAAUUUACAAAAAGUAAUAUUAAAGAAAAAUUUAUACAAACUAGAGAGAAAUGUCCGAAGAUUAUCUAUGAAACUACAAGUACCAGUACAGAAAACAUGAAAAAAACUCAGCGUUUGAAAAGAAAACAAAAUUCAGAUAAAUUAACGAAAUUGAAAAGUGAUUGUAAUAAUAUUAAAACCGUCCCCGCUUUAGAAUUAGACAAAAAUCAAAUAGAAUCAACGGGCAAAGAGAAAUUAAAAGAAAUCAACAAAAAUAAAUUAGUAUCUAAUACUGACACGAUAGAAACUACUAAAACCCGCCAGAAGAAUUCAAUAAAAAAUAAAAAUAUCGAAAAAACCUCAUUGAUCAGCAAAAUACCGAAAAAAAUUAAACAAAACAGUGCCCCGCCGAAACAAUCAUCUAUUAUCAUACACUAUCCUCUCAAAAAGUCUCAAUCAGAAAUAAGUUUGAGACAACUUAAAACCGAUAGAGGAAGAGGCAGAAUAUCCAGUUUGAUAUGUCUCCACAGAUAUAUGAACGACGUAAAUUUCCCCGACAGCUCAAUCUCGUGCAUGGAUAAUUUUUAUUUAGGUCGUUCCGUCAAUAACGAACAACAUGCGAACAGCAGAUUAUUUUUAACCAAAGAUUACCGUCCUUCUAACAUGAGUUCGUAUCAAAGGAGGAAAAUCUACGACGAAGGUAUAAGAAAUAAGAUGAGGAAAAAAACUUUAACACAAGAUAAAAAAGUUGGACAAGUUUUCGAAGUGCGGUAUAUUACAGUCGAUAAAAAUGAAAAUAAAAAUGAAAUACUAAAAAAAAUAUCGGAAAACGCAAUCGACGAUAACGUUCAUCAAUCUUUUCAUAAUUUCGUCGAAGAAACUAUGGAUUUAUUAAAUAAUAAAGACUCUUUAAACGUCUUUGAUUUUAUACAAGAAAAUGUCAAUUCGGAUAAAAUAUUUAAAAUAAUAGCAUUGUUCAAGAAAGUAUUGUCGUCAGCUAAAGAAAAAACAAAAUUAAAAAAAUGUAGUUGCAUCGAUUUUAUUAAUUUUUUUAAAGAAUUGAACGUUUAUCUGAGAGAAUCUACGAUCAAAUUGAAUAAUUCUGAAAUUAGUACGUUGCCACGUAACUCAGACACUUACACUAUAAGUAAAAAAUCUGCCAUAACCGAACAAUCCAGUAAUCCCACUAUCAAUUCUUCUUCUGAUUUUUUAUAUAACGAUGAUGAUGAUGAUGAUGAUGAAGUACACCUUAAAACACCUUUAAAUCCAAUAUUAGGCUUCGCUUUUAGAAGUGACGCUACCUUUAAAAAAACAGAAGUUGGUAGUUUUGUAGACUCUCAAAUUUCCGAAGAAAGCGGAUAUAUUAGUUCCGGAAGAUCAAAAUAUAAUUUGUCGUUUUCUAAUUUCUUUAAAAAUCCGGUAAUUUCACAACUGUUGAAACCGCAGGGAGAAUAUUUCUUCGAAGACGAUUCCAAGUUAAAUCAAAAGCAAAACAAAUCUUCCCAGUUUAUAAAAUCCGAUAUACCAGCGUGUUCAGCGGAAGAAAUACCCGUCAAAGUCGAUUCAAGCACCACAACUAACGAUGAUUUACCGAAAGAUACAACAACAAAGUCACAAAAUGAUCACGAAAUUAGUAUAAAUGGAUCUUAUUCCGAUAUAUCAGAAGAAGAUUCACCUCCCCAGUUUCUUCUUAUUAAAAAUAGUUUGAGUACGUUAGGAGAUAGAAAAAGUAUCAGCGAAAUAAAUAUUCGUCCAAAAAGUUCGGAUGGUAAUUAUCCGAGACGAGUUAAGAGCGAAACGUUUUUGAAAAAUAAAACGCAUAUUUUAAAUACCGUCGAGUACGUAAACGAACGUGGAGAAGUAAUAUACUCGCAGUCCAUGCAAAUGUACACGGAAAUCAUUGAAAAUAAUUGUAAAGAAGACGUUUUGAUUAUGAAAAGAUUGUUAGAUUCGGGAGUUUAUUUAACAGCUACUAAUUUCAAUACUGGUUGCAUAACUCUUAUUGUUGAUACGUCACAACAAGAAUCGAAACGAAAUGAAUACAACCAUUACGACGUGAACAGUUGUAAUAAUUCUUUGGAUGUUAUGAUGUUAACGACGCAAAAGUUUUUUGAAAAUCUCCUACGUGUUUAUGAGAGAGAAUCCGUUAUAGGCUCCUCGCUUUUUGACGAUAAAGAAUUCGUAGAGAACGAGUUGUAUUCAUCGGUGCACAAUAAUAAAAUAUAUCCGUUACGGAAUCGAUUCGCAAAGCGAAUGAGGAUUUUCAUUCGGAAGAUUUUUUCAAAUCGAUCAAAAAUAAUGAACAGGGACGUUAUUGCAGGUUACGAGGAAAAAGGAUUGCCAUUAGAUGAAUUCUAUCAAAUACAUUUUCAAAUACUUGCCGACUACGCUAUCCAACAUUUUUCUUCGCUAAUAGAAACAUUGCCUUUCAGUUUAGAUAAAAAUGUCGAACUACAUAUUUGCGGCUUUUUCACUCUUUUAAAACGAAUCAAAAAUGGGCAGUUUGUUUUUAUAAAGGUAGAUGAAGAAAUUAAUAUCGAAGAUAAUGUAAAAAAUCAAACAAAAGAAGCUUUUCGUAACAUAUAUUUAUCUGCUUACGAUGAAGCUCGCAAAUACCAUAGAAAAUUGUCUAAAAACGAUAUGAAUCUUAUUGGAGCAUUUGUUUGUAAAUAUAGAAUUGGAUUAUUGUCUAGAAUUGACUUAAUUACGUCCUAUUUGGGAAGGGGAUUUUUCGAGAGUGAAAGUGAGCUAAAAGCUGCGGUUAUCUAUGUAAUGAAGGUUCUUACUAGUAUUAUUGAACUAGAAGAUUUCGAAAAUUAUUGUAAGAAUAAUGAUUUGCCUGCUGAAAAAUAAAA